CAUACAGGGCCAUGUGGGCGAACGAUUGGGGAUUUUGGUCUUGAUCAUCUCUAAGAAGAACCGCCAGAGAUAUGCAAGUACCUCUUCGAGGGUGCAAGGAGAUGAUUGCAUGGAGCAUCUCAUGGGAUAAUAUAAGAGGCAACAGUGGAGAAGAAGAUGUGAAACUAAAGGCGGCGAUGGCGGGAGUUCCAUAUUGGGCAGAGGAAGAGGACGAGAAGAAAGAAGGCUUGGGCAUGAGUCGGUAUUGGGUGGCGGCGGCCUUCAAGUACCUGCCCUAUGGCACCUCACUCUAUAGUAGUGGCAAGUAUGUUUGACUUCCACAACUCCAGCCUCCUCUAUGUUCAUGUAUAUACGCCACCGACCACAAACCCUAUAUUUAUCUGAUAAAUAAUGCUACCAUAUUUGAGAAUAAUAA
This is a messenger RNA of Hordeum vulgare subsp. vulgare (domesticated barley), 415 nucleotides long. RefSeq lists its product as uncharacterized. Bases 72 to 314 code for a protein of 80 amino acids. The record is from RefSeq and is a predicted model, not a curated record. The transcript is spliced from 4 exons. Lineage: Eukaryota; Viridiplantae; Streptophyta; Magnoliopsida; Poales; Poaceae.